AUGCCGGACCAGCUCCCGUAUGCGCGGCUUGUAACCCCGCGAGUAUCCUCCUCCUCAGCAAGCAAGGGGGUCCCCAGCGUCGAUGGGGCUACCUUGGCGGUGGAUGUAUUCCGUCUAAGCGCCGCUACGAGCCAUCAGGGCAAAGAUCCCGAGUUCCAGGCCGCAGAAGUGGCUUCGUUCUCCUUCCUCGAGCUCUACCGCUUCGCAACGCUUUCGGAUCGAGUCCUGCUGGUUCUCGGCGUGAUAAUGGCGGCUAUUAACCGCGCCCUGUUCCCAUGCAUCGCAUUGGUGUUCGGCGAAGCUAUUGCGGCAUUCGCUCAGACGGACGGCGGUGUGGAUCGCGAGGCACUGAACAAGGCGUCGCUCCACUACUUCCUCAUCGCCAUCGGACUUUUCGUGACGGAUUACCUGGCGUAUCUGCUCUUCUCCCUGUCGGCCGAGCGCCAGAUGAAGGCGCUGAGAGCUCAUGCGCAUCAACACAUGCUCUACAUGGAUAUUUCAUGGUACGACCUGCAUGAUCCACUCCAGCUAUCGAGUCGAAUCACAGGCGACACGGUGAGGAUCAAAGACGGUAUGGGCCAGAAACACGGUGAUUUUGUUAAGUACGUGUGCCAGUUCUUCGCGGGCUACAUCAUCGGAUUCGCGCGUGGAUGGGAUAUCACGUUGGUCAUGAUGUGCGUCAUGCCGCUGAUGACUUGGUCGAUGGCGUAUGUUCUCCGCAGUUGGCACACUCGAGCUGCUUACGCCCAGCGGAUCUAUGCCGAGGCAGGCGCUGUGGCCGAGGAGACGCUGAGCUCGAUCCGAACUGUCAGUUCAUUGACCGCCGAGCAUCGUGCCAUCCAGAAGUACAACGAACGUACCUUGGAGGUCGAAAAUGGAAAUAUCACUCAAGUGAGGGUGUUUGCAUUCGUGCUCGGCAUCUUCCGCGGUUGCUCGUGGCUUAUUUACGCUGCGGGGCUCUGGUACGGAGGCUUCCAAGUGUACAAGGGCAAUGCAUCACCUCAACAAGUUUUCCAGUCGUUGAUGGCGGUCGUAAUGGGGUCCCGUUCACUGGCAUUUAUCUCCCCGAAUCUAACCGUCGUCAUGGACGCGAAAGGUGCCGCAGUCGCACUAUACGAGCUUCUCGACACUCGAUCUCAGAUCGAUGCUUCUCGAGAAGAUCAAGGCGUCGUCCCUGAAGUAUGUCUUGGCAAGAUCGAAGCCGUCAACGUCGACUUCGCUUACCCCACUCGAAUGGAUGCUCCCAUUUUGAGAAACUAUAGCGUCACGAUCGAACCUGGCCAGACUGUCGCGUUCGUAGGCGCUAGCGGCGGUGGAAAAAGCACCAUCAUCUCACUGCUGGAGCGGUUUUACGACCCCACCAGCAGCUCCAUUCUGCUGGACGGGCGAGACCUGCGCACACUCAACCUGAAGUGGUUGCGAUCGCAAAUUGGGCUGGUGUCCCAGGAACCGGUGCUGUUUGCAGCUACUAUUGCGGAAAAUAUCACGGCAGGACGGACCGAUUACACGCGGGAGGACGUCAUUACCGCUGCGAAUCUGGCGAACGCUCACGAGUUCAUCAUGUCACUCCCAGAAACGUACGACACUUUGAUCGGUGAGAAGGGAGCCACGAGUGCACUGGAUGCUGAGAGCGAGCGAAUUGUCCAAGAAGCUUUGAACGACCUGAUAACAAAAACAAACAUGACGACGUUGGCUAUCGCUCACCGACUCAGUACGAUUCGACACGCCGACAAAAUCGUAGUGCUGGCGGAUGGCCACGUGGUGGAAGAAGGCUCGCACGAUGACUUGGUCGAGAUCGAGCAUGGCGUCUACCACAAUUUGUACACGAUUCAGGAGGCGAAAGCUCAAGAAGAAGUGGAAGCAGCAGCUUUGGCUUUGGCUGAGGCUCAAAGCGAGCAAGCUUCCUGUGACCUGAAACUCGAGACUAGUGAGGAGGAAAACCCACGCAGAUUUACCGUGCGAAUCGCGAACGAGAUCAGCACGCCUGAGCGCAAGUAUUUCAUCCUGGAUAUGCUCGUGGCGAUUAUAACGGUUGACUAUGCGAACUACCAAGCUCAUGACGACCGCUCGUACUUAUCCUCGUUGCCACACGAGGUGACAGUUUAUGGAUCCCUCUACCUCGCUGGAGCUUUUGUUUUCUUCGCUGGCACUGCAAUCCAGAGCUACGGCUUCAGAUAUGUUGCUAAAAAGCUGACAUCUCGCCUCCGAGACAUGCAUUUCUCGUCCCUGUGUCGCCAAAACAUUGCCUUCUUCGACGAAACGGAGCAUGCGACCGGGGCCCUCACAGCCGACCUGGCUACAAGUGCAUUGCGUGUGGCGUUGAUCACUGGAGAGGCCCAAGGGCGGCGGUUUUCACGACGCUGGCUUCUCACGCUCGUCAUGCUCGCAAUCAUCCCCGUGCUGGUGCUUGGCAACGUCUUCCGGUCGGAGAACAUGCACGGCAAAGGAAUCCUCGCAGACGACAUGGCGGAUUUCUCGCAUCUGCUGGCCGUGCCGAGGAGGGCGGGCGAACGGGACGCUCAAGUGAACGGGCUGGCGGUGGGGUUCAGCUCCUUCAUCGUGUUUGCGACUUACGCGUUCACAUUUUGGUACGGCGGUAAGCUUGUGAACGACGACAAGAUCACGUUUCGUCAGCUCAUGCGCUCGCUGAUGGCCAUCAUCAUGUCUUCGCAGAGUGUUUGGGCGUCACUAGCCUAUGUGGCCGACUCAACAGCGCUCACGGGCAAAAUCAAGUUCAAGGACGUUUUGUUCCGGUACCCGACACGGCCGAAGGUGGCGGUGUUGAAAAACUACAACUUGGUCAUCGAACCUGGUCAAACCGUGGCGUUUUGUGGACCGAGUGGCGGCGGUAAAAGUACCUGCGGUGCUCUUCUCGAGCGGUUUUACGACCCGAUCCAAGGCCAGGUGAUGCUGGACGGCGUGGAUAUCAAGCAGCUCAAUGUUCGAUGGCUGCGAAGGCAGAUUGGGCUUGUCGGUCAGGAGCCGACGUUGUUCAUCGGCACGAUCGCGGAGAAUAUCGCCUAUGGCCAGGACACGAUGCCCGACAUGGAAGAGAUCGAGGCCGUGGCCAAGAUGUCAAACGCGCACGAGUUCAUCAUGCAGUUCCCAGACGGCUUCAACACGCAGGUGGGCAUGAAGGGCGAGCAGUUGUCAGGGGGCCAGAAGCAGCGCAUCGCAAUCGCUCGCGCGAUGCUCAAGAACCCGCAGAUCUUGCUGCUCGACGAGGACACGAGCGGGCUCGACUCGGAAAGCGAGAAGAUCGUGCAGGAGGCGCUCGACAAGGUGGUCGCCCUGCACCGACGCACCACCAUCGUGAUAGCUCACCGACUGUCAACGAUCCGCACUGCAGACAAAAUCUGUGUUGUGAGUGGCGGCAAGGUCGCAGAGCAAGGCACGCACCAGGAGCUAGUGUCCCGUCGUGGGAUCUACGCCAAGUUGGUAGAGUCUGCUGCAAACUAA
Messenger RNA from Phytophthora sojae, 3459 nucleotides. RefSeq lists its product as hypothetical. Gene Ontology annotation, molecular function: ATP hydrolysis activity; ABC-type transporter activity; ATP binding. The coding region runs from base 1 to 3459 and encodes 1152 amino acids. Gene Ontology annotation, biological process: transmembrane transport. The transcript is spliced from 7 exons. Gene Ontology annotation, cellular component: membrane. NCBI's taxonomy places the organism in Eukaryota, Oomycota, Peronosporomycetes, Peronosporales, Peronosporaceae. The record is from RefSeq and is a predicted model, not a curated record.